Molecule: messenger RNA, 5072 nt
Organism: Salvelinus fontinalis (brook trout)
Lineage: Eukaryota; Metazoa; Chordata; Actinopteri; Salmoniformes; Salmonidae
Gene: plod3
Product: procollagen-lysine, 2-oxoglutarate 5-dioxygenase 3
Biological process (GO): peptidyl-lysine hydroxylation
Cellular component (GO): endoplasmic reticulum
Molecular function (GO): iron ion binding; procollagen glucosyltransferase activity; L-ascorbic acid binding
Source: RefSeq, a predicted model, not a curated record
AGAAUCUCUUGGUAAUAACAGUAGCUACAGAGGACACUGAUGGCUUCACCCGCUUUAUGAGAACCAUCAAAGAGUUCAACUAUACUGUUAAGGUGCUGGGUCUAGGUGAACAGUGGAAAGGAGGAGAUGUGGCCCGUACUGUAGGAGGAGGUCAGAAGGUUCGCUGGCUGAAGACAGAACUCCUCAAACACUCUGACAAGAAGGACAUGGUCAUUAUGUUUGUGGACAGUUAUGACGUAAUCCUAGCCAGUGGUCCAGAAGAGUUGCUGUGGAAGUUUUCCAGACUGGGUCAUCGGCUGGUGUUCUCUGCCGAGGGCUUCUGUUGGCCUGACCAGAAACUAGCCCCCAAAUACCCCCCUGUCCACACCGGGAAGAGAUACCUCAACUCUGGAGGGUUUAUAGGGUAUGCUCCAGAGCUCAGUGAGAUCGUUCAACAGUGGAAACAUAAAGACAACGAUGAUGACCAGCUCUUCUACACCAAGAUCUACCUGGACAAAGUACAACGGACCAAGUACAACAUGACUCUGGACCAUCGCUCUAGAAUCUUCCAGAACCUCAACGGAGCCAUCGAGGAGGUGGUGCUGAAGUUUGAGAAGGCUCGCGUCCGUGCGAGGAACGUGGCCUAUGACACACUUCCUGUUAUUAUCCAUGGCAACGGACCCACCAAGCUCCAGUUGAAUUACCUUGGCAACUAUGUCCCGACUGCCUGGACUCACGAGACCGGCUGUGGGACCUGUGACGAUGACCUGAUAUACCUCAACGACACACCUGAUGAAGACAUGCCCCUGGUGUACGUCUCUGUGUUCAUCGUUCAGCCGACUCCCUUCCUGGAAGAGUUUCUAGAGAGACUGACUACCCUCAACUACCCAACCAGCCGCAUCAGACUGUUUAUACACAACAACGUGGUGUAUCAUGAGCAGAACAUUCAGCGGUUCUGGGAGAAGCAUCGUGUUCUGUUCCCUGACGCCAGGCUGGUCGGACCGGAGGAGAACCUACAACAGGACCAGGCUAGAACCAUGGCUGUGGAGGCGUGUAAGAAGGACAGUCGGUGUGAUUACUACUUCAGUAUCGAUGCUGAUGUUGUCGUCGUCAACCCUGAUGUUCUCCGUAUCCUGAUAGAAGAGAACAAGUCAGUGAUAGCCCCCAUGUUGUCCAGACAUGGCAAACUGUGGUCAAACUUCUGGGGAGCUCUGAGUCCUGAGGGGUUCUAUUCUCGAUCUGAAGACUACAUCGAUAUCGUACAGGGCAAGAGAGUUGGACUAUGGAACGUUCCCUAUAUAACCCAGGUCUACAUGAUAAAGGGGUCAGUCUUGAGAGGUAGACUGUCUCAGAUCAGUCUGUACAGCCAGGAGGGGAUGGACCCUGAUAUGGUGUUCUGCAGGGCCGUACGAGACCAGGGAGUGUUUAUGUUUGUGUCUAAUCGGGAUGAGUUUGGUCGUCUGGUCUCCUCCUCCAACUACAACACCAGCAGACUACAUCCUGACAUGUGGCAGAUCUUUGACAACCCUCUGGACUGGAAGGAGAAGUAUAUCCAUGAAAACUACUCUAUGAUCUUUGAAGCCAACCAGACCAUCGUGGAGCAGCCGUGUCCUGAUGUGUACUGGUUCCCAUCCUUUACAGACAGGAUGUGUGAUGAUCUGGUGGAAACCAUGGAGGACCUUGGAGAAUGGAGCGGGGGGAGACAUACGGAUGAGCGUCUUGCAGGCGGCUACGAGAACGUCCCUACUGUAGAUAUUCAUAUGAACCAGAUUGGCUUCGAGAAGGAGUGGCUCAAGUUCCUGAAAGAGUACAUCAGUCCUGUCACUGAGAAACUCUACCCAGGGUACUUCCCCAAGGCCCAGGCGGUGAUGAACUUUGUGGUCCGGUAUCGUCCAGAUGAACAGCCGUCUCUCCGUCCGCAUCAUGACUCCUCCACCUUCACCAUCAACGUAGCACUCAACAACAAGGGAAUAGAUUACCAGGGUGGAGGGUGCCGGUUCCUCCGGUAUGACUGUAAUGUCGAGGCGCCCCGUAAAGGCUGGUCGUUCAUGCACCCAGGCAGACUGACUCACUACCACGAGGGCCUGCCUACGACCAGCGGGACGAGAUACAUCAUGGUUUCCUUUGUCGACCCCUAAACCCUGACCUCUAACCCCUGAACACACCACCCAGCGGACCGAGAUACAUUAUGGCAUCCUUCAUAGACCCAUAGACACUGGUGGCGUGUGUGUGUAUGUGUAUGUGUGUGUGUGUGUGUGUGUGUGUGUGUGUGUGUGUCAGUCAGUCAGUCACAUAGCAGAUGGGUCCUCUCGUUGCCGUAGUAACACACACCACUGAGUUUCAUAGCAACCAGUUGAGCGACUUGUGAUCAGAUCAGGCCAAUCAGCUGCGGAGAGGUCAAAGGUGACUAAGGUGCUGCCUUAGUUAGUCAUUUAGCAGACGCUCCACAGAGACUUACAUUCAUCUACAGAUAGCUAGGUGAGACAACCACAUAUCACAGUCAUAGUCAGUACAUUCAUCUACAGAUAGCUAGGUGGGACAACCACAUAUCACAGUCAUAGUCAGUACAUUCAUCUACAGAUAGCUAGGUGAGACAACCACAUAUCACAGUCAUAGUCAGUACAUUCAUCUACAGAUAGCUAGGUGGGACAACCACAUAUCACAGUCAUAGUCAGUACAUUCAUCUACAGAUAGCUAGGUGAGACAACCACAUAUCACAGUCAUAGUCAGUACAUUCAUCUACAGAUAGCUAGGUGGGACAACCACAUAUCACAGUCAUAGUCAGUACAUUCAUCUACAGAUAGCUAGGUGAGACAACCACAUAUCACAGUCAGUACAUUCAUCUUCAGAUAGCUAGGUGGGACAACCUCAUAUCACAGUCAGUACAUUCAUCUACAGAUAGCUAGGUGAGACAACCACAUAUCACAGUCAUAGUCAGUACAUUCAUCUACAGAUAGCUAGGUGAGACAACCACAUAUCACAGUCAUAGUUAGUACAUUCAUCUACAGAUAGCUAGGUGGGACAACCACAUAUCACAGUCAUAGUUAGUACAUUCAUCUACAGAUAGCUAGGUGGGACAACCACAUAUCACAUAUCACAGUCAUAGUUAGUACAUUCAUCUACAGAUAACUAGGUGAGACAACCACAUAUCACAGUCAUAGUCAGUACAUUCAUCUACAGAUAGCUAGGUGAGACAACCACAUAUCACAGUCAGUACAUUCAUCUCCAGAUAGCUAGGUGGGACAACCACAUAUCACAGUCAUAGUCAGUACAUUCAUCUACAGAUAGCUAGGUGAGACAACCACAUAUCACAGUCAUAGUCAGUACAUUCAUCUACAGAUAGCUAGGUGGGACAACCACAUAUCACAGUCAGUACAUUCAUCUACAGAUAGCUAGGUGGGACAACCACAUAUCACAGUCAUAGUCAGUACAUUCAUCUACAGAUAGCUAGGUGGGACAACCACAUAUCACAGUCACAGUCAGUACAUUCAUCUACAGAUAGCUAGGAGGGACAACCACAUAUCACAGUCAUAGUCAGUACAUUCAUCUUCAGAUAGCUAGGUGAGACAACCACAUAUCACAGUCAUAGUCAGUACAUUCAUCUACAGAUAGCUAGGUGAGACAACCACAUAUCACAGUCAUAGUCAGUACAUUCAUCUCCAGAUAGCUAGGUGGGACAACCACAUAUCACAGUCAUAGUCAGUACAUUCAUCUUCAGAUAGCUAGGUGGGACAACCACAUAUCACAGUCAUAGUCAGUACAUUCAUCUACAGAUAGCUAGGUGAGACAACCACAUAUCACAGUCAGUACAUUCAUCUUCAGAUAGCUAGGUGGGACAACCACAUAUCACAGUCAGUACAUUCAUCUACAGAUAGCUAGGUGAGACAACCACAUAUCACAGUCAGUACAUUCAUCUACAGAUAGCUAGGUGAGACAACCACAUAUCACAGUCAGUACAUUCAUCUACAGAUAGCUAGGUGGGACAACCACAUAUCACAGUCAGUACAUUCAUCUACAGAUAGCUAGGUGAGACAACCACAUAUCACAGUCAGUACAUUCAUCUACAGAUAGCUAGGUGAGACAACCACAUAUCACAGUCAUAGUCAGUACAUUCAUCUACAGAUAGCUAGGUGGGACAACCACAUAUCACAGUCAGUACAUUCAUCUUCAGAUAGCUAGGUGGGACAACCACAUAUCAUAGUCAGUACAUUCAUCUACAGAUAGCUAGGUGGGACAACCACAUAUCACAGUCAUAGUCAGUACAUUCAUCUACAGAUAGCUAGGUGGGACAACCACAUAUCACAGUCAUAGUCAGUACAUUCAUCUACAGAUAGCUAGGUGAGACAACCACAUAUCACAGUCAUAGUCAGUACAUUCAUCUACAGAUAGCUAGGUGGGACAACCACAUAUCACAGUCAGUACAUUCAUCUACAGAUAGCUAGGUGGGACAACCACAUAUCACAGUCAUAGUCAGUACAUUCAUCUACAGAUAGCUAGGUGGGACAACCACAUAUCACAGUCAUAGUCAGUACAUUCAUCUACAGAUAGCUAGGUGAGACAACCACAUAUCACAGUCAGUACAUUCAUCUACAGAUAGCUAGGUGGGACAACCACAUAUCACAGUCAUAGUCAGUACAUUCAUCUACAGAUAGCUAGGUGGGACAACCACAUAUCACAGUCACAGUCAGUACAUUCAUCUACAGAUAGCUAGGAGGGACAACCACAUAUCACAGUCAUAGUCAGUACAUUCAUCUUCAGAUAGCUAGGUGAGACAACCACAUAUCACAGUCAUAGUCAGUACAUUCAUCUACAGAUAGCUAGGUGAGACAACCACAUAUCACAGUCAUAGUCAGUACAUUCAUCUCCAGAUAGCUAGGUGGGACAACCACAUAUCACAGUCAUAGUCAGUACAUUCAUCUUCAGAUAGCUAGGUGGGACAACCACAUAUCACAGUCAUAGUCAGUACAUUCAUCUACAGAUAGCUAGGUGAGACAACCACAUAUCACAGUCAUAGUCAGUACAUUCAUCUACAGAUAGCUAGGUGGGACAACCACAUAUCACAGUCAGUACAUUCAUCUUCAGAUAGCUAGGUG